Molecule: messenger RNA, 1061 nt
Organism: Talaromyces proteolyticus
Lineage: Eukaryota; Fungi; Ascomycota; Eurotiomycetes; Eurotiales; Trichocomaceae
Exons: 2
Coding region: 57-827 (256 amino acids)
Biological process (GO): peptidyl-proline hydroxylation to 4-hydroxy-L-proline
Cellular component (GO): endoplasmic reticulum
Molecular function (GO): L-ascorbic acid binding; iron ion binding; procollagen-proline 4-dioxygenase activity
Source: RefSeq, a predicted model, not a curated record
CAAAUGCAAAGCAUAUUGUAUUCCUCGAACAAUUUUCUUUUAAACAAAGACUAAAAAUGCCACCCACCAAAUCCAAAAAGAAGGAUAUCCCAAGCCAACAACACAAACAAACCCAACUGACCAAUCGCUCUCCCAAUUGGCCUGCUCUGCGGCCAUUGGUCCCCGCUUCAGAUCUAUACAUUGAGCCCAUCCUCGACGACCAAAUCUACAUAAUCCGAAACUUUUUCACAGCCAACCUAUGCAAAUCCUUCGUCUCUUUUCUGUCUUCGUCGAUCUCAUUGACGACAACUCCGCUGAAGCCCAAAAGCAAAGAUGAGGCGGUCCGCGUGAACGAUCGGUAUCAGGUCGACGAUGCGGGGUUUGCGGAGCUGCUCUGGAGUGGCACCGCGUUGAAAGAGGUAGUUAAUGAGUUGCGAGGUAUUAAUGAAGAAGAGGACUUGAACGAGGAGGAGAUACAGGACAGGCAUGCUCGUACCUGGGGCGGGACUCCGUUGGGCCUGAAUUCGAACAUCAGAAUAUACAGGUACACGCCUGGGCAGUUUUUUGCGCAGCAUUACGACGAAUCCAACGCAGUGCAAUUCUACAAUACAGCGACAUCUAAGUCCCUGGCCGCUCACACCACCUGGACACUGCUCAUCUAUCUGACUACGACAGACGGCGGCGAGACAGUCUUCUAUCCCGAAGACGGAUCGGCACCCAUACCCGUCGACCCUGAAGUGGGCAUGGCUCUGCUGCACCGACACGGUGAGCACUGCCUGCUUCAUGAGGGGAGAGAAGUACGCAGCGGUGAGAAAUGGGUUCUUCGCAGUGAUCUGGUCGUAAGAUGACCAACUCGAACACUCUUGGAUGGGAAGUCCAUCAUAUCUUGACCUGCAAUGUUGUCAAUACAUGUACAAGAUGAAUUGUGGCGGAAUUGGGAUUGUAACUAUGUCACCAAAGUCAUGUAUCCUAAUCCACCAGAAAGUCCAUAGCCAAUCACCCGUCCUCCAGUCUCAUACUGCGCCCCACUACCAGUUCUAGUAUCCCUAGCAUGGACCUUUGUCUGACAACUUGAAAACUCC